Molecule: messenger RNA, 4194 nt
Organism: Python bivittatus (Burmese python)
Lineage: Eukaryota; Metazoa; Chordata; Lepidosauria; Squamata; Pythonidae
Source: RefSeq, a predicted model, not a curated record
UCAAAACAACUGAAUUGGUCUGUGGGGUACUCGGCUCAUGGAAGAAACUACAACUCGAGAGAAAUACUUAAAAAGUGUUUUACGUGAGCUAAUAACAUAUCUGAUUUUUCUUGUGAUCCUGUCUAUCUUAUCUUAUGGAAUGGUGAAUUCUAAUAUUUACUACUACACAAGAGUAAUGUCCCAGCUCUUUCUAGACACACCAGUAUCAAAGAUGGGGAAGACCAAUUUCAGAUCUUUGUCCACAAUGGAAGACUUCUGGAAGUUCACUGAGGGCCCUUUGCUGGAUGGACUAUACUGGGAGAUGUGGUACAACAAUAAAACAGUAGCAGAGAACAGAAGUUUCAUCUACCACGAGAAUCUGCUUUUAGGAGUGCCUCGUAUCCGGCAGCUGAAAGUGAGGAAUGCCUCAUGUUCAAUACCUGAAGAUUUAAAAGAUGAAAUAAAAGACUGUUACGACGUUUACUCUGUGGCUAAUGAGGACACUGCUCCAUUUGGGCUCCGGAAUGGGACAGCUUGGACGUACACCAGUGAAAAAGACUUGAAUGGAAGCAGCCAUUGGGGGUUGAUUGCCACAUACAGUGGAGCUGGCUAUUACCAGGAUCUUUCCAAAAGCAAAGAAGACACCUCUGCCCUGAUUGCUGUCCUUAAGAAUAACUUGUGGCUUGACAGAGGCACAAGGGCGGUAUUUAUUGACUUUUCAGUCUACAAUGCAAACAUCAAUCUCUUCUGCAUUGUCAGGUUAUUGGUGGAAUUCCCACCCACUGGUGGUCUUGUGACAUCCUGGCAAUUCCAGCCAGUGAAGUUGAUCCACUACAUUUCCACUUUUGACUUCUUCUUGGCUGCCUGUGAAAUUGUGUUUUGCCUCUUUAUUAUUUAUUACAUAGUGGAAGAAAUCCUGGAAAUUCACAUCCACAGGCUGUUCUAUUUUAGGAGUCUUUGGAACUGUCUUGAUGUUCUCAUUAUCACACUGUCAUUGGCAGCUAUUGGGUUGAAUAUCUAUCAAAUGUCUACUGUGGAUAGGCUACUGAAGGAGCUGCUGGAAGAUCAAAAUAGCUUCCCCAAUUUUGAACCUUUAGCAUACUGGCAAACCCAGUUCAACAAUGUUGCAGCUGUUACCAUGUUUUUCGUCUGGAUAAAGCUGUUUAAAUUUAUCAGCUUCAACCGAACCAUGAACCAGUUAUCAACAACCAUGUCACGAUGUGCCAAAGAUGUUCUUGGCUUUGCAAUUAUGUUUUUCAUCAUCUUCUUAGCCUAUGCUCAGCUAGCUUACCUUGUGUUUGGUACACAAGUUAAUGAUUUCAGUACCUUCCAGGAUAGUGUCUUUACUCAGUUCCGCAUCCUGCUGGGAGAUUUUGACUUUACCGAGGUUGAAGAAGCUAACAGAAUUUUAGGACCAGUUUAUUUCACUUCAUUUGUGUUCUUUAUGUUCUUCAUUCUUUUGAACAUGUUUUUGGCCAUAAUCAACGACACAUAUUCAGAAGUCAAAACGGAUAUGAUACAGCAGAAGUCGGAAAUGGAACUGUCAGAUCUUAUAAAAAAGGGAUACACUAAAGCCAUGGUGAAAUUAAAAUUGAAAAAAACACCAGUCGAUGACAUUUCAGAGAGUCUGCGUCAAUGUGGAGGCAAAUUAAAUUUUGAUGAACUGCGGCAAAACCUAAAGGGAAAGGGACGUACUGAUGCUGAGAUUGAAGCCAUCUUUACAAAGUAUGACCAAGAUGGAGAUCAAGAAUUGACUGAGUUGGAGCAUCAGCAAAUGAGAGAUGAUUUAGAGAAAGAGAGGGACUUAGAGCUAGACAGAAGUUCUCUAAACCGUCCACUCAGUGGCCGUAGCUUUCCACGAAGCCUUGAUGAUUCAGAAGAAGAUGACGAUGAUGACAGUGGACACAGCUCCAGAAGAAGAGGCAGCAGCUCCAGUGGUGUUUCAUAUGAGGAGUUUCAAGUUUUGGUGCGUCGAGUGGACCGCAUGGAACAUUCCAUAGGCAGCAUUGUUUCUAAGAUUGAUGCUGUCAUUGUCAAGCUGGAAACCAUGGAGAGAGUUAAACUAAAAAGGAAAGAGGUGUUGGGCAGGCUGCUUGAUGGAGUUACAGAGGAUGAAAGGUUGGGUUGUGGCAAUGAAGUGCACAGAGAUCAGAUGGAGAGACUUGUACGAGAAGAACUGGAUCGCUGGGAAUCUGAUGAUGCUGCAUCCCAAGUAAGCCAUCGAUUGGGAACUCCAGUGGGAUUCAACAGCCAUGGGCGGGCCAGGAAUUCCCGCCCUUCGUCCUCACAGUCCACAGAAGGCAUUGAUGGAGGAGGAGGAGAAAAUAGGGGUAGCAACAUGCACGUCUAGUAGCAUUUUUAUUUGCUCAAAAUAUUUUCCACAAGCAAUGAAUUAACUAAAUGACAAGAUGCCUUGGGACAUGGCUGUGGUUUUAUAGAAUGAGAUACAGGAAACUAUCAUGUUCUUGCCUGGCUUGGCUUUUAAAAACCAGACUUUCUUUUUUUAAAUGCACUUGGUUUCUGUUCCAGCCACUUUGACUAGAAGGGCACAUGUUUCUCCACUUUGCUAGAAAAAAUAGGUGAGCUAGUAAAUUUAUUUUUCAGCUCUAGAAUGUAAGGUGGCAGUGCUUUGCACAUUUACCUGACAAUAAGACAUAUUGGACCCUGGGACAUACUUUUAAAUAAAUGUGCAUAAAAUACACCAUCAGUAGCUGUUUUAUAUGUACAAAUCAGACAUGUAUGAUUUUCUUCUCCCUGUACUCUUCCCUUUCUUUUUAAAAAAGUAGUCUGUAAUCCAUUGUCUGAAAAAUGAUACAUACAGUAGUAAUAUCAGUGUUUGGCUAAUGGAAUUAGCUUAUCAUCAUUUAAAUAUGAUGGAUUUGUCUUUUAAUCAACUUACCAAAAAGGAAUUCCUGUUUUGACAAAAGCCUAUUUCACAUGGUUAUUGGAAAAAUAACCUUUAUUAUUCUUAAAGCUCCUUUGAGAAAAAAAUGUAGGACACAAUUUAGCAAUGUUAACCAUCUCUUGGAUGGAAAUGCAUGAUUAUAGGAAAUUUUCCCAUAAUGGCCUAUUGUUCUGAACAUGCCACUUACAAUUGUCCUUGUGAAACUAUGUAUUGGAAAAAGGGUAAUACGGAGUAUAAUCUUCAUAAGACCAUAAAACAGGGAACUGAUUAAAUAUAUUUUGAAAACAUUUGGGAAAAUAAUUUCAGUAAAAAAAAAUAAAAGCACUAAAUUAAAUAAGCUGUUCUAACAGUGAAACUGGAUAGCAAAAAGAACAGCGUUUAGCGGGGAGUUUCUGCAAGGCUUAUAUUCUUGUAUUUGAUCACUUAUCUUAAACAUGAAGUCAAAACCAGAGAGGUUGGUGGACGGGGCAGAAGUGCAGGUCAGAUUGUCUGAGAACUGGAAGAAUUGCAUGUGUUGUGUUUCAAAAAGUUACAAGUACACAUAUGACUUCUGGGGACAGACAGUGAGGACCAGUUAUGUUCUAUAGAUACUUCAUCUUAUGGUGCUUCUGAUGUUCAGGGCAGGAUGGAAAAGAGCAACUUGGGUUACUUAAUGUAGUGCCAAGCAUAGCUUUGUAAAACAGUUGUAUCUCUAGCUUUUGACAUUUUCCAUGCUUUUGGUGUUGAGGUAGAGUGGGAAACUGCCAGAUGGCUUAUUAUGCUUGUUUUUAAGUCAUAUCUUCCUAUUCUUUUUAACAACCAACACAGCAGUAGUGUUUCAUGUAAAGAAAUACUGUAAUAUGAAAACCAAAUGUUUGCAUUCAUAAUCAUAUUAGCUUAUAUUUCUGUAACAUGUUGUUACAUAAUAACAAACUUCAUUUUGAAGUGCAUUAAGAUUUCAUGGUAUAGCCAUGCGUAUUGACAAUGUACACAUACAUUUAAAGUAUGACAGCAAAGAUGCUUGAGUAUCUGUUAUUUUGCACACUGUAAAUAUAUCCUUACAAAGUGCCAAUGUAUUUCUAGGAUAAUGUUGCCUUAGCAAAGAAUAUAAAUGUUAAUUUUAAAUGUUUCACAUAAUGAUAAAAAUGUACAAGUCAACAACUUCCUACCUAAUAAAGAUUUUGUGUUUUGAAGUAGUUUGCAUGUGGUUUAGAAGGGGCUGGAUGUGGGCUUUGCUUCCAUUUCAAGGGAAUGGAUUUUUUUUUUUACGCUAUUCUUAAGUGCCAUCUAACUAAUUGCUUGUGAAAUAAAAUAAAAGGUUUAUAAUCUUA